AUGUCGUAUAUGAAAGGCGCUGUGUCGUGGUACCUGGUCUUCUCAGCUGCCUGCCUAUCGUGGUCUCCCAGAAUCCCUCCACUGCGCCUUCCUGUUUCGUCUGGACCACCGGACCUUGCUGCUCCAUUGAAGCUUCAACGCAACGCUCACCUCCGUGGAUGCGUACAGUGCUUUACUGCUUCGCUUCUGUUGUCUGAACUUGCGUGGACAUCUACACAUCGCCUGGCUUCAAUUGACCUCUUGAUUACUUCAUCUUUCUCCAACGAAGCAAGCUUCUCAUCUCGUAUCCAGACCCUUUUGUCGUCAGCCGCUGCUUGUGUUCCUCUGCACAAGACCGGCCGGAUGCCAUACACUGCGCCGUUGAAGACGUCGCCUUCUACGCUGCAUAUUGAACAUUCUGACCUGAGCACCCCUCCAUCUCCAAGCUCACCCAACGUGGCCGACCCGGAUGCAGACAACCUAAACCUCCCCCCAUCUUACUCUUCCGCCUCCUAUGUCCGUCGGCACCGGCGGUCUCCAUCUAACAGCAAGUCAUUUGUUUUUCCGGCACCUGACAACAGCUUCGAACAAAGCCGGAACACAGAUGUCUUUGCUAGCCUUAGGCAGUCGCCUUCGCCUGUGAACGAGGGGCCAAUCCCCCCUGGAGCUCUCCUGUCGCCUCCGGAGUCUGGCCAGAACUCUAGUGAUGAAGAGUCGAGUAGCCCAGCGAGGGAUGUGUUGAAGCUGGAGGAGUUGGAGGCGGCUGUGCGGUCAAUAGAGCAAAGGCGAAGUGUAUCUCCUGAAAGAAAACCUUCAGAGGAUAUACUUCCGGCAAGAAGUGAGGAACAGGCGGGAACUUCCCCAGCGAGACCUCGCCGUCCUUCUCUGACCCACGAUAACCGCCUUAUCUCUCGCUCUCGGUCAUUCGUCGAAAAGUCAGCCCACCGGAACCCAGAAGAGGCGGUCACCAGUUCUCCAGAGGACAGUGAUCGUGAUGUUGACCCUGAACCAAGAUUACCAAUGGUGCGCAAGAAAUCUGGCGAGCUUGUUAGGCCUGCGUUACGCCCAUCAUCUCGUCGACGGCCGUCUAGCAUGCCCGGGACUCCCACAUAUUCCAAGGCGGUCCACUUUGAUGCUCAGUUGGAGCAUAUCCGCCAUUUCUUGCAGCUUGACAAGCCCCAAGCCGUCAGUGCCGGUUCAUCACCGGUGGAGGAUUUGGAAGCAGACUCCGAAUACCCUUUCCAUUCCGACUCGUCGAGCUAUCCUGCUUUUGAAUGGGGACUUCGGCUAUCUAACUUUCCCCAUAAACCACCAUCUCACCCACACCCACGUGUUCGCCUUGAGCGCCUGUUUCUUUCGACAGACAAGCACUCUCUGGUUGGCCAAGUGGUGGUCGCUAACCUCGCUUAUCAGAAACAUGUUGCAGCCCGCUUCACGUUUGAUAACUGGAGAACCACUUCGGAAGUAACGGCGGAGUACAGCCAUGAUGCUCGACGAAAGCAGCUACACGAUGGUUACGAUCGAUUCAUGUUUCAUAUUAGGCUUGAUGAACAGACAAACCUGGAUAAGAAAGACAUGUUUGUCUGUAUCCGGUAUAAUGUAAAUGGCCAGGAGUUUUGGGACAACAAUGAGACGAGGAACUAUCAGGUCAAUUUCACCAAGAUCCCCAAGCCGAAGGCUCAAACCCAAGAUAUGCCUCGCGCACGUCCUCGGCCGAAUCUGCCUCGAAGCAGGAGUUUCACUGGAUCUGGUAGUCGCCCUCUCUCAAUGCCUUCUUCUCUGAAGGAUUUUUCCGACAUGCAUCGGUACAUAUCGUUCGGUCCUCCUCUCAACGAUCGAAAGGAGAAACCUGUUGAUGACGAUGAUGUGCCUCACGAUUCUGAGAGCCCUGUCCCUAUACGCCGCGACAAGCAGUCGCAUCAGGUUUUUGGCAAUCGCUAUGAUUUCGAGUCGUCACUAUCCGCCGCUAUGCGUAAGAAACCAGAACAUGACCGCACAAUGUUGACCACCCGAGCCAAGUCUGGAGCUCCUGCGCCGCGGUCUGAUGCACGAAGUAUAUCGCCUGUCCUCCAGCUCGCUCAAGCGAGCCCUGAGAAGCCAUCUUCGAUGCUGUCAAGCAAGCCAAACCGUGAAUCCUCCGUGUAUCAAGAACUUGUGGAUCGAUACUGCUUCUUUGGUUCUCCAGCCUCAUCCCCGAAACUCAAUCACCCGCUCAAAGUCAAUGACUCUGGGCCCGCCACCAGUUCAUCUUCGCCGUCGUCACCACCAAGCUAUUCCCCAAACGAGAGUGUAGCUGAAGGGUCACGAAGUCUACCAGCGUCUCCGCCGACCUACUCAUAUAAUUAUUUCGAACCCAUGCAAGAAAGACUCUUCAAAGAAACGCAAACGCCCGCGAUGAUAAGCGGAUGAGCCACCGCUACCGCUAUUCCACUCUAUCCGUUACGUGUGAUCGCUCCACUUCGUCUUCAAGGUGGGCAAUACUACACCCGCAUUUCGUUGUAAUUUCAGUUCGAGUUUGUCGAGUUGCCCAAGCUACCUUACUUGGUAAACCGCAUUUGUAUCGUUGCUUGCGUCGGGAGUUGGGUUGCUGCUGCAUAGCAUGCAACCGUUAUCUUUAACGCAUUUUGCUUCAUCCGUGCAGUUCUACUUUCUUUUUCCCUGUUGCGCAUUCGGCUAGAACCUCUGCGAUGCACCAUAAACCGCGAGGUGCCAGUCUUUUGCCUUUUGUAUUGUUUACCUAAUUUCAUGUCUUAUGAGAUGGCUUGCGGCACACUGGACAUUUAUCGUGCGAUGUUUCAUUGCAGCCAACGCAAUUAUGUCAAGUGAUUGGCUCUCCCAUGAUAAUAAUGUUCGUGGGUGUUUCCUUUAUUUCUUACUUAGCAUUAUCUCAUCUCGCUCUGUUUCCGUUGUGGAUGCAUUUGGCCAGCCAGGUUUCUCAACGGCGUGCGUUGUCUGAGACUCAUUCCAUGUUCAAAAGCCCAAGUCUGGUUGUUAAUUUAGUCUGCUGAUUUGUUCUAUGCAUGGCGUUAGGAGGUUUUGUCCGUUCCUUUACGGUAUUUAUCUUGCUCGUUUUCUUAGGGAAGCGUUCGGUCGUUUAGCUGUAUUUACGGUUCAUUUCAUGGGAGUUUUGGGAUCAUAUCAAUUGCGACAGAUCGCAAUCACUACACAGAAACAGACUGAUUGAAUCAUCUUC
Messenger RNA from Aspergillus nidulans FGSC A4, 3172 nucleotides. RefSeq names its product protein phosphatase regulator GAC1. The record is from RefSeq and is a predicted model, not a curated record. Lineage: Eukaryota; Fungi; Ascomycota; Eurotiomycetes; Eurotiales; Aspergillaceae. The transcript has 3 exons. The coding region runs from base 1 to 2388 and encodes 795 amino acids.